AUGGCGCCGCAACCCACCACACCAGGCGUCACCAUCAACGCAGCCGGCAAAAAGUCCUUCAUCCCACUCGAAAACAACCCCGAAGUCUUCACCUCCCUCAUGCACAACCUCGGCGUCUCCUCCAAACUCACCUGCCACGACAUCUACACCCUCGACCGCUCGUUCCUCGCCACCAUCCCCCGACCCGUCCACGCUCUCAUCUUCAUCGCUCCAGGACCCGUCUACCACCGCGUGCGCGCCCGCCACGACGGCGGUACCGGCAGCGGUAGUAGAGUAGACGAACACAUCACCUACGACGCCACGGGACCAGACGAGCCGAUUCUCUGGUUCCGACAAACGAUCGGGAAUGCAUGCGGUUUGUACUCGCUCGUGCACGCUGUAGGUAAUGGAUCGGCGAGAGCGCAUGUCCAGCCGGACACACUCAUCGAUCGACUGCUCAAGCAAGCGGAGCCGUUGCAUCGAGUCAAGCGCGCGGCGGUGUUGUACGACUCGCUGGAGCUGGAGAGGGUGCAUAUGGCUGCUGCGGUGGAGGGCGAUUCACAUGCGCCGGAGAGCCAGGAGAAGGUCGGGUAUCACUUUAUUACGUUUGUGAAGGGGAAGGAUGGGCAUUUGUGGGAGUUGGAGGGGAGUUGGGAUCCGAUUGAUCGUGGGGUGAUAGAGGAGGGAGAGGAUUUGUUGAGUGAGAGGGUGGUGGAGAUGGGGGUGGGCAAGUUUGUGGAGGAGGCGGAGGGUAAUGUGGGAUUUUCUGUUGUGGCGGUCGUGACGGAGGAGUGA
Zymoseptoria tritici IPO323 is the source of this 774-nucleotide messenger RNA. RefSeq lists its product as uncharacterized. Gene Ontology annotation, biological process: ubiquitin-dependent protein catabolic process; protein deubiquitination. Gene Ontology annotation, cellular component: cytoplasm. The coding region runs from base 1 to 774 and encodes 257 amino acids. The transcript has a single exon. NCBI's taxonomy places the organism in Eukaryota, Fungi, Ascomycota, Dothideomycetes, Mycosphaerellales, Mycosphaerellaceae. Gene Ontology annotation, molecular function: cysteine-type deubiquitinase activity. The record is from RefSeq and is a predicted model, not a curated record.